Molecule: messenger RNA, 6057 nt
Organism: Ruditapes philippinarum (Manila clam)
Lineage: Eukaryota; Metazoa; Mollusca; Bivalvia; Venerida; Veneridae
Product: NACHT domain- and WD repeat-containing protein 1-like
Exons: 34
Coding region: 220-5364 (1714 amino acids)
Molecular function (GO): protein binding
Source: RefSeq, a predicted model, not a curated record
GAAUGACCAUGAAAGCGUUGAAUCAAUAUUAAAAUAAAAUAUUAAAAUCGUAGGUGAAAAUCAAAAUUAUAUAUUGAAAACGAGUGUACUAUAGCUACUUACCGAUUAAAAUCAAUAAUGUACAGUUGUUAGUUAUAUAAGCUUUUGUUCAUGUGUAAGAACAUUCAUGUAUAGUGAUUUAAUCAAAGAGGAAAUUUAAAACAUUUAUGUAUUGAGAAUAUGUAUAAACGAUAUGUGUUGACAGUGGAAAAAAUAGGGUGCUCUAGCAGUCAACCGAUACAGCAAGGGAAUAAAACGUCAGGUCCGAGAAAUGCGUCGGAAAAGAAGACUGAUAAAUCCACUGAUAAGCCACAGAAGACUGGAGCUAGUGAUGUGACAACAAAAGAUGGGACACAAACCAAAAGAACAUUUACUGAACAGCAAACAGCGGAAUAUCCGGAAGAGAAGGAAGAAUCAAAAGUAAGCCAAGAAGAUGUUUUAAAGACAAAAGCUCUUGUUGGCUGUAUUGACAUGGAAUGUCCGUCACAAGCGAAAAUUGUCCGUAUAUUUACCAGCAGUACAUUUACAGAUACAAAACAAGAGAGAAACAUGUUGAUGAAGUUUGCCUACCCAAAAUUAAAGGAGUAUUGCCGGAAAGUAGGUUACGAGUUCCAAGUGGUAGACAUGAGGUGGGGGAUCCGAGACGAGGCCACUGACGAUCACAUGACAACGGAACUUUGUCUAAACGAGUUGAAACUAUGCCAGAAACUAUCAACCGGGCCAAACUUUGUUUCUCUUCUCUCUCACAAGUACGGAUAUACACCAUUCAAAAGAGUGAUAGAGUCUGGAGAAUUUGAGAAAAUAUUUAACAAUGUCGAAGAUAAAGGAGCAAAGGAUCUAUUUCAAAAAUGGUAUAGAAAGGACGAUAACUCUGUACCCCCAACAUAUAUACUGCUUUCCGUUAGCACACAUAUACCUGAUUUUCUCAGCGAGGAUAAGGAAAAGAAGAAGAUAGCAAAGAAUAAAUGGUUGGAAGAGAGUCAAAUCAUGCAAGAAGCCCUUUCAGGAACAGCCAAGAAAGUCUUUGAUGAGGAAACUGCCAGAAAAUAUCUUCAGUCUGUAACGGAAAAGGAGACAGAAGAGGGGCUAAAACCCAAUAUGGCGAAAGAUCAUUUUCUUUGGCUGAAUAGAAAUAUUAAAGACAUCGAGAAACAAGAAAGCAGCUACGCUCUGUCAAGAUACAUAGAAUGUAUUGGUCCAGAAGAAAAGGUUCAAAGAGCCAGGCAAAUGUUGAGGGAAUUGAAGGAAGAUAAAUUGAAGAAAAGACUAGACCCUUCAAAAAUUCUUAAUUACAGCGUCAACUGGAGUGCUACUGGUAUUGACCCUAAUUCGUCAGAAGAGCACAAAACAUACUUAGAAUCAAUGUGUAACGACUUUGUGCAUCACAUGAUUGGCAUGGUGGAAAAGUCUGUAGCAGAGAAAGAAAAAGUCACCGAUCCUCUGAUAGAGGAGUGCCUUCAACACAUUCGAUUCUGUCAAUCCAAAUGCGAAGGUUUCACCGGGAGAGGAGAAACAUUAAAGCAAAUCAAAAGUUACGUGACAAGUUCCGGUGCAGGAGGGAACCAGCCGCUUGUGUUACAUGGUACCAGUGGUACCGGAAAAACAUCUAUACUCGCCAAAGCUGCUGAAAUGAUUAGAUUGUGGAUGAAUAAACCGACAGUAAUCAUUUUGAGAUUUUUGGGAACUUCUCCGGACAGUUCCGAUUUGAUGUCGCUGCUUUAUAGUAUAUGCUGUCAAAUAAGACGCGUGUAUAAUCUUAGACCAUUGCCAAGAACACAGGACAUAACUGUACAAAUAAGUGACUUUGAAUUGAUGAUGAAGGAAAGUCGUCCUAACCUACCUCUGGUGCUGAUCCUGGACUCUCUUGACCAACUAGACCACGCUUACAAUGCUCGACAAAUGACUUGGUUGCUUCCCAAAUUAGCACCCACAACGAAAGUGAUUCUUUCAACAUUACCGGAGCCAAUUUACCAGUGUUUCCCGGCAUUGCAGUCAGAAAUCACCGCACCAGAAAAUUUAAUACACGUUCCAGUGCUUGAAACAACAGAUGUGAAAAGUAUUCUGGAUAAGUGGCUAGAAAUGCGAAAUAGGAAACUGACGGACGAACAAACACAAAUGAUAUUGAAAGGUUUUGAGAAAUGUCCUACCCCUCUUUUCCUGAAACUAUCGUUCGAAGAAAGUACAACUUGGACAUCAUUUUAUUCGCCCGAGAAAACCGUGCUACAAUCCACUGUGCGUGAAAGCAUUGAACAUUUGUUCGAAAAAUUGGAGAAGAUGCACGGGAAAAUUCUUGUAACGAGAGCGCUAUCUUAUCUUACUUUAGCGCACAACGGAGCUUCCGAGGCUGAGCUCGAGGACAUUUUGUCGUGUGAUGAUGACGUGCUUAAUGACGUGUACAUGUAUUGGACACCGCCAAUACGGAGAUUACCUCCCUUACUAAUUGUAAGAGUUAGGAAUGAUCUGAGUCAAUAUUUAGUGGAAAGAGGGGCAGAUGGAACUCGAGUAAUGUCCUGGUAUCACCGACAGUUUACGGAAGCUGCCGAAGCACGUUAUUGUUCGGAUCCUGAACAAAAUAAAGUAAUCCAUUCAAAUCUGGCCGACUUCUUCAACGGAACUUGGGCUAACGGUAUCAAAAAGCGUUUUACAACAUCUAAUGGGCAGACAGGUGAAGAAGAUCGUCACGUGUCCGCUCAGCCACUAAAGUAUGGGAAGAACUACAAUAUUCGAGCCCUUAGUAAUUUACCUUAUCACAGAAUUAAAGCUGGUCAUGGAAACCUUCUAGAACAGCAAUGUCUUGCUAACAUUCCAUUUUUGUUGUCGAAAAUCGAAGCCAUGCCAUUGACAGCAACGUUGAAUGAUUUUGUCUCAGCGAUUGAAGUAUUUCCCGACAAUGAACUGAUCAAGAUGAUAUAUGAUUCCAUGUUGUUAUCUCAGAAAGGUCUUGUUACUGACCCUGGACAGAUUGUCCCUCAACUUCUUGGGAGAUUACAGGAAAAUGAUGUAAACAAAGGGUUCAUAGCUCAAUGUAGAGUAUAUCCGAAAACUUUCAUAGAACCAGAAGAAAGAAUCCUUGAGCGACCAGGUGGACAGCUUGUUCAUUGUGUAGCAGCUCACAAAGCUGACAUCGACAUGAUGGAUAUAACCAAAGAUGGAAAUUUAGUUGUGACUGUUUGCGCGAGAAGCCAUGAAAUAAGUCUGUGGGAUAUAAAAACAGGACAACAAAAGCGGAAAAUUUUGGGAAAGAAACGCUGCAUGACAGCUUUGUUUUGUUGUGGUGACAAGUUGAUUGCUUGUGUAACGGAUAAAACUGUUUUAGUAGAGGAAGUUGUUACUGGAAAGUUGUAUUGUACUGCCAAUAUACCUGCAGACCCAACCAUAUGUGUUGCUGGGAAGGACAAGACUUUUCUGUUAGCAUUCAAACAAACUGCAUGUUUUCUAUAUGAUCUCCAAGAUAACGGGAAGCUUAUCAAGCAACUGAUACAUCCAGAAAAAAUGAAAUUUGGGGGACUGAGCUUAACUGAUUGUACAGAGAACUAUGUCGCCGUGACCGACUUCUGUCAACGUUUUAUAUCCGUCCUUGACCUUAAAUCCAUGACCUUCAUAAAAAAGUUCAAAGGUUCCGUGAUUACUUAUGAUAAGGAUGGUAAAGGAAAAUGGCAGGAAGUUUUGACACUUGCAAUACACCCCGAUGAAACUCACCUAGCAUUUAUUACUUUGUUCACCAGUGAAAUCAUAUUCGCCGAUUUCCAUGGAAACAAGAUCAGAAAUGUGCCAGAUAAUGGUUAUCGGAUGUUUGAGACUGUAGAUUUUACGCCAGAUGGGAAACAUUUCUUUGUACAGACAUUCAAUCAUCUAAUUUUCUUCAACACUGCCACAUUAAAUGAAAUUGACGUGCUAGAUCAAAGUUACGAUUUGGUAGCAGCAAAAACGGUAGACAUGAAAACGGUAAUCACUGUUGCUAAUGACAGAAAUUUACGAAUCUGGGACCGGACUAGAAGCAAACAAUCUACUACUGACAGAGGGGACUAUAAUUUUUCCCAAAAGAUAAAAGCGCUAAGAAACAUUUGGUCAUUGGGAUCUACAAGAUAUAUAUUCGUCGACGGCAGAGCAACCAAUGCUUUGUCAUAUGAAGAUAGACUUUUUGGUGUUUAUGAUUGUAUCACGGACCAGUUUCUUAAACUGCGAAGAAUGGUGGGAAGCUAUGGAGUCAGUCAUAUUGAUGCAACAAGGGUUUUGUUAUACUUGAAUAGAACACUUGUGUUUGUCUUCAAUUUGAAUACGAUGAAUGUUCAGACAAAACUGCAGUUCUUCAGAUGCAAACCUAUGCAGCUUGUCAUACCCACGCAUCGGAAUCAGCUGAUUUGUCUCACAAAGGCAGGCAAAAACCUUAAAGUCUAUGACCUCAGUACGGGUAAGGUUGUGUGCGUCUUAAAAGCAGGACAGACUAUGACUUUAAAUUUCUUUGAUGUGAAUAGCACAGGAACAGUUGCGUGCGCAUCUUCUGAUGAAGGGCCGCUAAUCCUGUAUGAUCUUGUUGACCAAAAUGUGAUGUAUACCAUUCCUUCAAAGCCCGCUUACAGCGAUUUAUUUGGUUUGUAUAAGUGGAUAAAUGCUGAUGGUACACGACUUAUAUUCAGCACGACUGGUAUGUUACCUGACAUGAAAGGAGGGUACAGUGUUGACCAUCUGGUAGUGUGGGACAUUCAAAACAAAAAAGAGUUGUUUAGAAUGUACGACAGUGUAUAUCAGAUAAAAUAUAUGGAACAAACUAAAAUGGAGGCAACAACAUCGGUGGACAGACUUUGUCAGCUUGACGAUAAACGGCUGAUCACAUUGAAUAGGGAUAACAUUCCUCGAGUAUAUCAUUUGGACACAGGAAAAUUGCUGAAUAGAUUGGAGGGACAUACUAUGUCAGUCGGAUUACAUACUACGUCAGUCCGAUUAGAAAUACACGAAAAAUCUCCAUACAUUCUCACAUAUGAUGAAGCCUGCAUUCGACUAUGGGAAAAGACAACUUGUAAACAAGUUGCGACAUUCUCGCCUGACCAGACAAUAAACAAUGUCCUUUGGAGUGGAUGCGGACGUUUUUUCUACACGACGUCGGAAGACCCAGUCAAGAUAGUAAGAUGGAAAAUACAUAAUGGAUAUAAAGAGAUGUCAGAUAUCAGUUUUAAUGAAGAUUCACAAUCUAUAUUCUCAUCGGAAGCCGAAUUUGAACCAUUAGAGAUAGAUAUACUGGAGGAUGUCGAAUUCCCUGUUGAAGAGGGAGACCCCGAUGACGAUGUUGAAGUACCGAGCGAUGACGAAGACGAUAAAUGUUGUUAAUUAAAUGAACCAGUUCUUAUUUUCACAUUUCUACAUCAACACAAAUAUGGACAUAUUGUCACCAAGCGAUGGUAUCAAUGAUAAUGAAUUAUUGCAAAGUAAAAUAUAUUUUAUAUUUAUACAAAUUGUCAUCAAGCGAUGUGGUCCAUCUUCUUGGAUAACGAUAAUUAUCGUGACAGUGAUUGAAUGGCAGAAAUUUAUAGUUUUAUAUGACUUACAGAAAUAUGGUCAAAUAUCGUCAUAUUUGUGACGUCAUUAGUCAUCAAUGAACAAGAAAAACAUAUAUACAUGUACCUCAUUUGUGAUAAAAUUGUAUAUACUAAUUGACUCCAACUUUUCAAUAAAUGAUAAAAAUUAUAUAUGCUUAUAUGAUUUUAACUAUGUACGUUUAAAACGUCGAAUUCAUAAGUCUAAUAAAUUGUAUCUUUUUUCGUUAAACACGAUUGCUGAAAUUAAUUAUUUAUAUUUUAUACCAUGCUUUUCGGUGGUUUAUAGAAAUAUAUCAGUGAUAUAAAACUGGUAAUUUCACUGUUUGAAACAGUGAAAUUACCACUUUGAUAAUUUCACUGUUUUGAAUUUAAGCCCCUUACGUUGUUUCAGUGAAAUAUCAGCGUGCACAGUACUGGGUACCAACUUAAUGACGUGACGUCGCAAAUGACGUCACGUUGUAUUAUUAUUUGGCGCGAUUUUCAU